ACAGAAUGUUUGCGAAUUUAGCAUAAUUUUAGAGAAUUUGCUUCUUCUUAUUUUAUACCGUUGCGGAUAAGUGCAAAGAAUGCUGUUUUUUAGUUGUAUCACAGCAUAAUUAAAAUGAAUUGUUUAUAAACAAACGCGUAACGGAACUGUGUCACUAGAGUACUACAAAAAGUAACAUGCUUCAUCAAUUUACGUACACUCGGAUAUAAGUGAUGAAGUAACCAUUUUCACUUGGUCUUAAAUUGAGUGAUUUCGAAUUCGAUGAACAGUUUUUCUUAUAAUUUUGGUAAAGUAGGGAAACUAUGCGGUCAGCUGGAUUUUAGCUACUACAGCAUUUGUGCAUUCAUAUGCGCGUAUACAUGUGUGUGUGUGGUGCGUAUGCGUAUAUUUCCGCUGCGCUUAGCGCUAAUCAGCGCUUUGCGGCAACACCAUCAAUAUGCUACCACAUUUUAAACGGCGGUGAACGGUGAAAAACGGUUCGAUUUCGGCACUGGCAUGAAGAACGGGUAUCACGCUGUUGAAUAACAGUAUUACAAACAGAAUUUCAUAAAAUAAAUUUACAUAAUACAUCCUUAGUUGGAUUUCCGGUGGAUUUUGCAUGCGAAUGCAUGAAAAUGGAUGACGUCGUCUGUGAGUACGAAGAGGAUGUGGAAGCUUUGUGCAGUUAUGUAUCUUUGAGAAAAGUGAUACCAUUCGAUGUAAGAUACUGGCGAUAUUCGGCAGGCAGCGGUGAAGGAGACAACUACAUGUCGGUAGUAAAACGCAUAGAAGUAAGCACCCACGGAUUUGACAGCGGGAUGGAGAUGCACAAAGGUGCACAAUAUUUUAGUUUUAUAGUUAAAAGGCAAAUUUUAAGCCAAUCACGUCGUACUCUUUUUCGCUGCGAUGAAGCAUUUUGCAAUGAAAUAAACGCCUAUACGCACGUGGUACCAGUUCUAGAAAAAUAUUUCGUCAACGGAGAUACAGUAUUUCCGCAAUGCUACUAUGCCGGCACAGAUAAAAAAGGCGAGCUAAUUGCACUGAAGGAUUUGACAAAGCUCGGUUAUCGCAUGCCCAAUCGUUUAGUGCCGUUCGAUCUUCACCACUGUGAAAUAGUGAUGAGGGAACUGGCCAAGUUACAUGCCACAUCUAUAGCGGCGAAACAUUUGGAUGAUAGCGAUUUUCGAGAGCGUUAUUGUAAAGUAAACGAAAUUGUGUAUUGCCGAGAAGCCGAAAACUUUUAUGGAAAUUUACUUACUUCUUCAAUAGAGGAAUCGUUAAAAAGCUUACGGGAAUCCAACAUCGAUGGUAGUCUUUCGGAUCCGAUUUAUCUUAUAGAACAACUAAAAACUGAACUGUAUCAGAAAAUUAUGCACAUGAUUAAUAAUGCCAGCGAUUGCGUCAGUGUGAUGUGUCAUGGUGACUUGUACGUCAAUAAUAUCAUGUUUAAGUCUUGUAAUGAGGAGAACGAUACGUACUAUGCACCGAAGGAAGUGAAAUUCUUUGAUUUACAGGCAAUGCGUUACACUUCGUUCAUCUUUGAUAUACUUCAUUUCAUGUUUACCAGCACGAAACGUGAUCUUCGUGAUGCGCAUACAAAUCGCUUGCUGGAGACAUACCGCAGCGCACUGCAUAACAGAUUGGAAAAACUUUUGAGUUCGCGUGAACAUUUAGCAUCUAUUCGUAGGACUUUUUCACUAGCGAAUAUCAUGAAGGAGUUUUCCACGCAUGCUCUCUACGGUUUAGCUGUUUCGAUGUGGGUGUUGCCUGCGAUAACAUUCGAUCCAAAUAACAUACCCAAUUUAGAUGUCAUCAGUGAAGCUGUCCCAAAAGCCAACGAAAUCAAGGUUACACAAAAGUUAACUGAAGAAUAUCAUUCUAGAAUUAAAGACCUUGCGUUGGAGUUUCAUGAAAAUGGAUAUUUCGGCCCUUGGCUAGAGAAGUAGUUCAAUUUACAAUAGUAUAAUUUAGCAAGAAUUGUUUACUUUAAGUAGGUCACAA
Molecule: messenger RNA, 1980 nt
Organism: Anastrepha ludens (Mexican fruit fly)
Lineage: Eukaryota; Metazoa; Arthropoda; Insecta; Diptera; Tephritidae
Exons: 4
Coding region: 609-1925 (438 amino acids)
Source: RefSeq, a predicted model, not a curated record